AUGAACUAUCCACCGCAGGACCAGCCCGGCUCUGUCAAGACUCACCUGCUGCGCCCAACACAAACGACGGAUCGGCCGAAACCUCGCCCAUCACAGCAACCAUCGCAGCCUGUCCCCUUCGACCCCGAAGACCUCUCAAGAAGACUGUCCAUCGUUCUCGCACAGCAAAAGGCUCAUGCCGAGAGGAGGCGCGCACCCGAGACGGAUUCUACGCGAUACCCCAAGCCAGCCCUCAGCCACCCGGCCGCCUCCUCUUCUCGUCCACAAGACGCCUUCUCUACAGGCGCCGUUACGAAAAAGUCGCCACAACGACCAACAGCCGCCAGGGCAGUCAAUUCCACAUCACCACCUCUUCAGGAUGAGAACGGCUCGUACAUUCCCCGCGUCGCCGCCACGCAGUUUGCUCGCACCACGACGGCCGCCGACAUGGCACACCAGGACCUGGCUCACAUGUUCUCGCGCAGAGCCAUGAACACCACCACCACCACCACCGCCACCAGGUCCCACCGCUCCGGGACAGACCCCGGCGUCGCCAUGCCGCCGAUCCCGCGCCAGCACCCGCUCACCGUCGCGGCCCCAAGCACCAUGACGUCAGCCGACCUGACCCCGAGCCACCCGGCGCGCACGAGGUCCGGGGCUCGCAAGACGCACGCUCCUCACGACAGGACCCACGGUCGCCAGCACAGCCAGCACAGCCAGACGCUGCAGCGCAAUCGCAUCCUCGAGGCUGCCACCGCCGCGGGUGAGGCGGGCGACUUGCAGGGCCGCUACCCGCAGAGGCACACCAUCGAAGGCCCGAUGGCGAUGGCGGCCGUUGGUGGGGCCCAGGCGACGGAGGAGCAGCUGCAUGGCGAUGACGCGGCGCGGCGGGUCAGCACAGGCGACCUCCUCGGUAGGCCGCAUGGCAACGAGAAGGGAGCCGCCGACGAGCCAGAGGUGCCGCCCCAUGACGUCAACGAGCACCGCGUCGACUGGACGCAGAGCGACGAGAGGCCGAAGACACGCUCGACGCCGCUGCUGCGCAAGGCCGACUCUAUCUGGACACUGCGCGGUCGGCUCGGGAGCCUGAGCAAGAACGCGCGCGACGACAAGGGGACGCCGGCGGGUGUGGGGGAGUCGUUCAAGUCGCCGAAGGCUGGGUUCUUCGCGCGCUUCAGGGUCAGCCACUAA
This is a messenger RNA of Verticillium dahliae VdLs.17, 1170 nucleotides long. RefSeq lists its product as uncharacterized. The transcript has a single exon. Lineage: Eukaryota; Fungi; Ascomycota; Sordariomycetes; Glomerellales; Plectosphaerellaceae. The record is from RefSeq and is a predicted model, not a curated record. Bases 1 to 1170 code for a protein of 389 amino acids.